This is a messenger RNA of Anthostomella pinea, 1068 nucleotides long. NCBI's taxonomy places the organism in Eukaryota, Fungi, Ascomycota, Sordariomycetes, Xylariales, Xylariaceae. The record is from the annotation of a GenBank genome assembly.
AUGAACUACAAUGGCACCGGCUACGCCUAUGAUGGGUAUGGGAACACUCUCCCUCCACCUCGCCUCGAACCCGUCCCCGUCGCCCUCCCCGGCAGCCGUGCAAACGGCCCUGUUUCUGUCCCCGUCCCCUACGAGACCGCGCUCCAGCAGCGCCCGAUUAUGUCGUUUCUGGAGCAUGGCCGCCACUACGAUUCCUUCCGACCAGGCAAAUACAUGUUUCCCAUGGACGCGGAGGAGAUGGACCGGAUGGACAUCUUCCAUAAGCUGUUCCAGGUGGCACGCUCAAAUGACUCGCACUUCGGAGGCCUCUACCAGCGCCCAAUACCUAGCCAAUCGCGAAUAUUGGAUCUAGGUUGUGGGUCUGGCAUAUGGGCAAUCGAAACCGCCGAGCAUAAUGCACAAGCCCAUAUCCUAGGUUGGGAUUUAUCCCUAAUACAGCCGCUGAGGAUUCCACCAAACGUGGUGUUUGAGCGCCGUGACAUGGAGGAGCCCUGGACCGGCAUCGAGGAGAACUCCUUUGAUCUCAUCCACAUGCGCAUGCUUCUCGGCAGCAUAGCCCAUUGGCCAUGGGUGUACGGCCAGGUCUUCAGACACCUGAUACCUGGAUCCGGACUUUUGGAGCAUGUAGAGAUUGACUUUCGCCCACUAUGUGAAAAAGGCGGCAAGAUUCCACUGCAAGGGUCCAAGCUUGACGAAUGGUCUCGGGAGUUGCACGAGGCCAUGUCUAGGUGCGGCCGACCCAUGGAGAUGGAAUCUAACACGGCCGAAGUGCUGCAAGGGAUCGGAUUCGUGGACAUCGAGCACAUCCAAAAACGGGUGCCUUUCAACCCUUGGUCGGAUGAUCCACACGAGAAGGAAAUGGGUAAAUGGUUCAACCUUGCAAUGACCCAAGGCCUGGAGGCUUUGGCAUUAGCUCCUCUGACAAGGAAAAACGGUUACAGCAAGGAGAAGGUGACCGAGAUGAAUACUCAUGUGCGCAAGGAAAUCUGUUCUCGUGAAUUGAGGGCGUACUGCACAAUGCACAUUUGGACGGCGCGACGCCCCCCUCUACCCGGCCGACGAGCUUGA